Messenger RNA from Cooperia oncophora, 192 nucleotides. The record is from the annotation of a GenBank genome assembly. Lineage: Eukaryota; Metazoa; Nematoda; Chromadorea; Rhabditida; Trichostrongylidae.
AUGGAGUGCUACGGAAUCGGUGAGCUUAAGUUUUACAUCCACAGAACCGAUGACAGCAUUCGAAAGGCGAUUGAAACACUCCUUGCGUUGGAGAAUAAAAUCGGAGGAUCCACUGGAGAGUUUGCCGCCUACAGGAAAACAUUGAAAGAAAUCAGGGCUGAUCUAGCAAUAGUGCGGAAAAGUACUGAAUGA